Molecule: messenger RNA, 1582 nt
Organism: Anopheles bellator
Lineage: Eukaryota; Metazoa; Arthropoda; Insecta; Diptera; Culicidae
Gene: Trmt112
Product: multifunctional methyltransferase subunit TRM112-like protein
Exons: 3
Coding region: 66-434 (122 amino acids)
Biological process (GO): peptidyl-glutamine methylation; rRNA (guanine-N7)-methylation; tRNA methylation
Molecular function (GO): protein heterodimerization activity
Source: RefSeq, a predicted model, not a curated record
GAAAGCUGGUGUUGUUCGCGGCAAGCAAAAUCGCUACACGUUGUUUCCCUGUGAAACCUGUGAAAAUGAAGCUUCUAACGUACAAUUUCCUCACAUCCAAGUGUAUCCGCGGAGUGAAGGUGGGCUACCCGCUAAAACUGAACAUCGUGGAAAAGAAGAUCGUCAACGCUGAUUUUAGCUCGGAAUUCAUCACCCGCAUGCUGCCCCGGUUGGACUGGAGUGCCGUUUGUGGCGCGGCAACGAAUGUUGGUACCGAUCUUCCGACGACAAUGCCCACUGAAAUCCAAAACGAUGGUGAGCUGCUGCAGAAAUUGCACCACGUGCUGUUGUGCGUGGACGUAGUCGAGGGAACGCUGGAGUGCCCGGAAACGGGUCGCAUUUUCCCCAUCAACAACGGGGUGCCGAACAUGCUGCUGAACGAGGAUGAAGUAUAAAUCACUGAGGCUUUAUUGUUAAGAAUAAAUACUAACACCAAAAAAGGGCACACGCAGCAUCCGUCAGUAUCGUAAAUGGGUUAGUUUAUUGUUUCAUGAAGAAGAUUCGUACCCCGCUAGAUACUCGUUUGGCUACACACACCGUGUUACACAUUGAACAUUAGAGAAAGAGUUAAAUACGCUACCGCUACCGGACCCGAUGCAAAUGGCGGUCAGGAUUUUUGCAAAAAGGACGAAUGGUUUGCAGUUUUGCCGUCUACGCGCUUAAGGUACAUUUGUCACACAAGGAACGCUGUCAAGGUUUACCCUCGCUUCACUAAGUUUGCGCUUCGAAGACGAGGGUGAACUAACGAAUGUGGCGGUUUUAAACAUAAUUUGUACAUCGGCCAUCAGCUUCGAAGCAUGCGCCAUUUCGCUUCCAUUUUGUAUACCACCGACAAGAUGUGUACAAAGCGCUGUUGCACUACCAAAAACCUACGAUGAUUGACGGAAUGCAGGUUGGAUGUUUCGGCUCCGCAACGUUCAGCUGCCCCCCGGAGCACGGCGCGACAGAGUUAGGCACCAAAACGCACUACACAAGAAAGGGGAUGUGCUGAAAGCGCAAGGCGUGUUUAAUACUGUCGCCUCCACUCGGUCCACUACCCCGUGGACUAUGUGUUCACUGGAUGGGAAAGAACUAGCUAACUGCAUCUGAUGAACAAUCUAUCGAACGAUUUAAACUGCGUAAAUUACGUUUGCGCUCUGGGCGCCUUGUGGUUAGCAUGCUGUAACGUGCAGAAGGGGUCGCUAUCCGUUUCGCUUCCGUUGUUCUUUUAAAUUGCUAGAAAAAUAUUCCAUCUUUCCCUCCACCCGGGGCCCUUCACGAUUUGGAUUAGUAACUAGCGAGUAACGAGUGCCGAGUGUAUAGUAAUGUCUCUAAGUACCGUAAAUAUUAGCUGGCCAUUGGCGCUACAAACCUCCCGCUGUAACUGGCCUUCGAAUGUGCCUCAUUUGAAUGGUUAUUUGUAAUGGCUUCUUACCUCCACAUUUCGAUGGGAACGCGUACAUAAUUCUGCGAUAGCGCGCUUUCCUUUUUUAAUGGAUAAUAUUUAGAGGGUCACGUCGCGGAAAUACAAAACGUAAGUGGUUUGUCGGACAAUAAAUCUAAA